Molecule: messenger RNA, 1653 nt
Organism: Strongylocentrotus purpuratus (purple sea urchin)
Lineage: Eukaryota; Metazoa; Echinodermata; Echinoidea; Camarodonta; Strongylocentrotidae
Exons: 6
Coding region: 7-1371 (454 amino acids)
Source: RefSeq, a predicted model, not a curated record
GGCAAUAUGGGGAGACAACCGGAACCAGAUACCACACACGAUGACGAAUCUGGCUAUGAAUCUGUCGGAAAGAGGGAGAUGCUGUGGGCAGUGGAAUCCAUUUACAGCGCUGUAAAGGAUGGAUCUGUCACUACAAGUGACUACCAAUUCAAGUUCACCACUGCAAAAUAUAAUAAGCAGGCUGGAAGCUGUAAUAGACGUGCCAGGAGGAGUUCAUCGUACGAGCCAGAAUUUAGUGUUGAGAUGCUUGUCGCGGUGAAAAAAGCGUUUGAAGAUAUAGAGAACGGAUCCCUGAAAGAAGGAGGCUACUAUUUCGAGCUCUCUACUCCUCACUUCCAAUUCACGUCGGGAUGCUACCCUCGACAGGAGAAAGAAGGAGGUACAUAUGUGGACGAUAAACAAGAGCCUAUACUACUUUGCAGUCCCGAUGACAAAUCCUUUGUUGCGGGUUUGCUUUACAUGAUACACGUUAUAGUUGUACUAGAAACUGUAAGGACGUUAUUGUUAGCAUCACCAGUCGGAGCAAACCAUAUCACCGGAGGGGGACAGCACUUGACACUUACAGCAGGAGAAAACGGGAUCAUUCCGUUUGCAUGCAGGAACGAACAGCAGUUUGCAACCAAGUACUACACUGUCAAGUUCGAGGAGAAAGACCGCCCAUUUUACAUAAAUGGAAUUUUCGACCCAGAAGGACUGACGUCGCCCGAUCAGGCCGAAAGAUUUAGUGUUCAGUAUUUUGAACAGGGUAGUGCCAUGUCCGUCGAAAUCAACAUAGCCUCUGUGUCCGUCGAAGAUCAGGGGACAUACAUUGUUGUCCUCAUUAUCCAAGGGGAGACAAACGAGAAUCAUUCAAUGAAAAAACAUGUCCUUAUAUUUAUCCCUCCCAGUCCAGCAGUUUGCUUUUUAACGCCCAGUGAAAGUAUGGAGAAUUUUUACGAGGUGCACUGUCAUUCAAAACCGGGAAGUGGUGAUUCAACCCUCACUUGCUUUCAAAACGACGACAAAAUACCAUAUCAAAAAGAUGGCGGUGAUACACAAAUUGUAUAUAGACGAAUAUUUUGGCUCAUGGAUAUAGAUAUACCUGUGUUCUGUUGUUCUCAUGAUAUCACGGAAAUGGGUACUAUUACCCAAACGUCAUGUGACCAAUACAGACAUCCCCGAAUCGAACCAACAAAUAGCCCCAUCUCACCAGGAGAUAAGAUACCGACUAAAAUUGUACAAACAACAAAACCCUUGUCUGUGGAAGAAGAAAAGAAACAACCUUCCCUUGAAAUCACACCAUAUUCUGGGUGUAUUCGGAAUGCUGAUUGGCACGCUGUUAUCCUCCCUCUAAUGGCGUUGUUCACAUAUAUGUGCAUAUCCAAUCCUUAGUUCAAGUUUAAUACAAUUUCAAAUGGGAGCAAUUAUUUGAAUGGGUGGGUCAACCUCGGCGCUCUCCAAGUGAAAAAAAGGAACUCCCACCCAGCCCACCUACACACACACACGCACACACACACACACACACACACACACACACACACGCACAUAGACCCCCAUUCACACCUUUCGCACCCAUGGAAUAUUGGAGUGCUGGUGGGAUUCGAUUUGGCAUGAUUCGCGGGAUGUGAUCGUAUUAAAGGGAUAGUUGAGUUCUGUUGCAGAGGGCGCUACACA